UGGCUGCCGAAGGCACGUGAGCUGAAUUGCAAAGUUACCGUCUCGCAAUAGCAGCCCCCUCCCCAUGCAUUUAUAUAUCAAAGCCAACGUAUUGGUAUAUAUCUAUGCUGUUUGUAAGAAGGACACUGAACGGGAAAUCCAAAACCAGUGAUAAACCCAGUUAACAUUUCUUAAAGGACGUUCGAUAUUAAGGGAACAAUGUCGUUUUCGAGCAUAAAAGUCCAUUCUUCCCGUUAUUGCAUUAGAUAUGCCGUCGGUAUUGUUUAAAACUUUGUGAUUGUGAUAUACGACGUAUGCUUUAAAAGAAAGUAUUUCAAAAGGAGGAGGGAGGCGCCUGUCCCGCGGCCGCCGGUGGAUGUGCCGGUGCGGACUGAGGACCCGGCUGUGUAACUCGAUAGGAGCCGCUGGGGUCAGCGGGGAAUGUUUGCCAGCAAUGGAGCAGAACGCGAUCCAGUGGCUGGGGACCCCAUAUUGCUUGAGAGGGUCCUUUGCCUUUUAUAAGUCCUUUAGCCACCAAGCUGAGGCAGGCCUGCAGCCAAGCGUGUGGAGUUUGGGCCAGUUCUUCUUUGUCCGAUUCGGACCCCAGGAUCCUGUGUGCAUAGCGGAGCUCACCCUUUUGUGGGAGGACCAGGCACAGCGCCACCUCCUGUCUAGUUCCAGGCUGUACUUCCUGCCCGAAGACACUCCGAAAGGCAGGACUGGAGAACAUGGGGAGGAAGAAGUAUUGGCAGUCUCAAAGAAGAUGGUGAUCCGUCUGGAGGACCUCGUGAAGUGGACAUGUCCAGAGUCACCCGGCUGGAAGAGGAACAGCCUGGGUGACAAACGCUGUAAUGGGACAGUCCCAGAGACGCACAUCUGUGUGACAUCUGUUAUGGAUGGAGCCAGAAAUAAGUCUCGGUCGCCUGUGGACCGUCAGUGUGUGAAGGUCCUGAGUUACCCCCAGUACUGCCGGUUUCGCUCGCUAAGGAGGCGCAUGCAGAACGCAGAGGGCUGCACCUCCCUGCAGGAUCCCCAUCUCCUGGCCCUUGGAGGAACGUGCCUGGGCCACCGAAAUACCUGGGUUUUCUACUGCAGGGACACUUUCAACCACCCUGCUCUGGAAAGCAGUGCCAGCUUCUGGAUGCAUCAAGGCUUCCUGUCUCUUAGUUUGAAGGGAAGACCUCGCAAACGAAAAAGUUUGGAUGGAAAAGAGGCAGCGUACUACAGUCAGUCGAGGUCUUGGAUAGAGGCGAAGGAGAAUGUGAUGGGCGGUGCUGAGAUCCCCGGGGAGCACCGCUGGCUUCCCCGCCCUGAGGAGCAGAACUUCCUGGACCGCCUCUACCUCUUCAUGGAACGAAGAGGAUCCCCCAUCAGCAAAGUACCAAAGCUGGGCUUCAAAAAGGUUGACCUCUUUCUUUUGUUUUCCGUUGUCAAAAGACUGGGAGGAUAUGAGAGGGUGACAUCGCAGAGGCUGUGGAAGAAAGUUUACAAUGAGCUUGGUGGAAAUCCAGGAAGUACUAGUGCAGCCACGUGUACGAGAAGGCACUACGAAAAGCUGAUCCUGCCUUACGAGCAGCAGAUGAAGGGGUCGCGUUCAGACAAGCCUCAGGUACUCGCUGCAGCCGGCUUGGCGGUGGAUGUGACUCGGGGAAGAGGGGCGCAGGCCAGGCUAAAGGUCAAGAAAGGGGCUUCUUCGGAAGGUGAAGUGAAACAAAGAGGCACUGCCGCCUCGCAGAGAAGAGGACGGCCCCGAGGCAGGAGCCACACUAAUGCUGCGGUUUCAGCCCCCCCUCAGAAGAGCCCAGAGACCCACUCAUCUGCCAGAGAGCUUCCGCCAACUGUUAGCCAGAAGCACUGUACCAGCAGCGCCCCUGAAGUCGAAGGGAUCUCCUCAGUAGAUCUGAAAAGCAGCUCGAGUUCUGCGGUGGUGCAGGGCUUUGCCCCCCAGGAUUCCCCAUUGAUACAGGGUCUUACCCCCUUCCCUUCGGGACCUCCGAUUACAACAGCGGAUCCAAGAGUGAACAUGGAGCCUGCAAAUUGGAAGUAUGCUUCCCCGCUGCCCACCUCACGCUUGGUACAUGACAAUGGAUCUCUGUCUGACAUUGGCCUGUCAAAAGUAUCUCCACUUGAUCACCUCAAAACUCGCUUGGGUCUAAACUCCUCCGCUGUCUCGGCCCCUCAGGGACCUGCUGUAUGCCCCCACAGCCCCGCUGAACUUUUUUGCCUCACAAAUAAGGCUGGCGAGAGUCAGAACGGCCUCAAGUGGGAGAGGCUUCCUGGAUCUCCAGCAAAUGAUGGCACUCGGAAGUGUCAUGCAGACUGCGUGACCCUGGACAGUUUCUGCAAGCUUCCCAAGCCGCUCAAGGUCCUCCCUUUGGACAUAGACUGUAGCCUUCAGGUGCGGCAUCUGAUGCACAUGCCCCCUGGUUCCUCACAGCUCAGCUCGUUCGGGAAGAAGCUGUCAGAAGUCCUUGCACAGGACCUGAGUGACGCCUGCCAGAGUCCCAGCCCUCACCCUGGCUUGCAGGAGCAGAUGUAUCCCCUUAAUCUCAGCAUGCGCUCGGCUUCCAAGAAACCUGCCGUUGACCUUAGGUCAGAAGUCUUUGAUACCUGCCAGAAUACCGAUGAUCCUCCCUGUGAACCCAAGGUCAACUUCAAGAAGGAGUCUGUCAAGGAUUCGGGCCUAGUUCCAAACACCAAUGGCUGCCUUGUGUUGGCCUUGGCCCAGGAGACGCCCACGGACCUAUGCUUACCACGACAGGCCAAGGAAUUGCUCCAUGGUCACGUCACCCAGCAAGAAGGUGCCACUUGUGGCCCGGAUCCUUUUGAAGCGGAUGUCCAUCCUUUGCUUGCUGUGGUUAAAGAAGAUUCCACUUUGGGAAGCUGCUCAAAUUCCUGUGAACUUCCUGCUCAGGUAAACAUGUAGACUAUGGAUGAUCUGAGGAGAGACAGGUAAUGUGCAAGAGGACCAAGAGCCUGGCAAAGGCUGUGGGGGGCGGACGCUUAGAUCCCGCUACUCCUUCAGUCUUACUUCAGGUAUCAGACUGGAACACUGACUUUGGAAAUGAAUGGAUGUAUCACUCCACAUGUCUGUAGACCAGUAGUCUGUUGUCCCAAGGCAUCUGGUGAGAUGGGAGGUUCUGCAGCGCCGGCGAGGCGGAUAACGGCGAACGCUCAGUGAUCCCGAUAGUGGACAGUACUUUUCCUGUUCAGGCAGACUAUUGUUGAAAUGCAUAUACUCUUAUGGGGCCAUGUUUCUAAUACACGAACGAAAAAGAAAAAAUUUUAUGUGAAAUGCUACCUGUGCAAUGAAGUGUUUUAACGUGGUUCAAUGCCAGUAUGACCAUGACUUGAUUUAAUAUGAUUUAUUCAUAUGAGUUACAGUAAGAACUCUAGGUUUCAUUAAAAGUCUUUUGAUUUUCUUUAUAUAUGCCAAUGAGUGUAAAGCGAUUACCUGGACUGUUUAUAAAUAUUGAAAGACACAAUCACUUUUGUUCAGUACUAUACAUGCUGACAUUGUCCAUUCAGCAUGGAAAUACCUGUCACUGUAAUACUCUGUUGCCAUAGCUCUAUGAUCAGGUGGUUGCUCAACUACUGUAUUUUACUACAGUGUCAUAUACAUAAUACAUAAUAUCUUCUCUGGAGCUCCAAAUGCAUUAUCUGUAAAUAGUUAAGGAGCGAUCGUAAAGCCAGGACCAAGGUCUGUGAUUGUAUGGUAGUAUAGCUCUCUAAGAAAGUGAAUAAGAUUCCAUGAUUUUUGAGACUAUAGUUUUGGGGGGUUAUUUUUGUCUAAAACUUAGUAGGUAGUUGGCUAUUUAAUUUCUGGGCAGUGCUUAGCUCUGACUGGUUCCUCUCCACUUGAAUAAACCACUAUUAUCUUAGGUGGACAUGGUGAUUGGAUUAAUUUGUGUGCUUCAACCCAGUGAUGGAUGAGAGUGGGGCAGCAUCUCUACCAAAAAUAAUCUCAGCGUCCUCACCUCCAAAAUGAAUAUAGCAUGUUAUAUGUGGGGGUGUCGCCUGACACCUCCAGGACUGGGGGGUUUGGGAAUGCCAACUCUGCACUGCGUGUGUAUGACUUUUCUGCAUGUUCCUUGUCAUCUAUGUUUCCUUUGCAGUUCAUGGAGUUUGGCUAAUUGGCAUCUUUAAAUUGACCAUACGGCUGAUUGUGUGUUUGACUGUGUGCAUGUAUAUGCCCUGUGAUUGCGACUGGUUUCUCAUUCCGAAUUGACCCCUGCCGUCUGCCGUAAGGCAACUUCCGUAACUCUGACCACGGCAAGCAUUUGAAAGACGAAUGGACAGAUAACGUUAUUUGCAGUUCGUUUUGUCAUUUCUUACCAUGUUCUGCAAUUCUUCAGAACUGGGUUGUUUUCAUCUGUACUUUCGUUAAAUACUUUAAAUAUUUAUUUAAUAUACGCUAAAUGAUUUAGAUAUUUUCCCAUAUGUACAAUUAUUUGUGCACUUGAAUCUUUGGAUCCUGUUUAAAAAAAUCCUUCAGUUUUAAUGCAUUAAAAGAAUGGUCUCGAUUA
This is a messenger RNA of Paramormyrops kingsleyae, 4505 nucleotides long. RefSeq lists its product as uncharacterized. Gene Ontology annotation, biological process: regulation of transcription by RNA polymerase II. Gene Ontology annotation, molecular function: transcription cis-regulatory region binding. Gene Ontology annotation, cellular component: nucleus. The record is from RefSeq and is a predicted model, not a curated record. NCBI's taxonomy places the organism in Eukaryota, Metazoa, Chordata, Actinopteri, Osteoglossiformes, Mormyridae.